GCCAGGAUGAAUGCAAAUUUCAAAGAUGGCGGCGGAGGGAGGAGGGAAGGAGAUGAACGAGAUCAAAACUCAGUUCACGACCAGAGAAGGCGCGUACAAACUCCUCACGCACUCCGAGUACAGCCGCCCCAACCGGGUGCCUUUCAAUUCGCAGGGCUCCAACCCCGUCAAGGUCUCGUUUGUCAACGUAAACGACCAGUCCGGCAACGGCGACCGAAUCUGCUUCAAUGUGGGCCGGGAGCUGUAUUUCUACAUCUACAAAGGCGUCCGAAAGGCUGCAGAUCUAAGCAAGCCAAUAGACAAGAGGAUAUACAAGGGAACGCAGCCCACCUGCCAUGACUUUAAUCACCUUACUGCCACGGCUGAGAGUGUAUCUCUGUUGGUGGGUUUCUCAGCUGGUCAGGUACAGCUUAUUGACCCCAUCAAGAAGGAGACAAGCAAGCUCUUCAAUGAAGAAAGACUAAUAGAUAAAUCUAGAGUGACUUGUGUAAAAUGGGUGCCAGGCUCUGAGAGUCUCUUCCUUGUAGCUCAUUCCAGUGGAAACAUGUACUUGUAUAACGUGGAGCAUACAUGCGGCACGACGGCCCCUCACUACCAGCUGCUGAAGCAGGGCGAGAACUAUGCUGUGCACACGUGCAAGAGCAAAUCCACGCGCAACCCUCUGCUGAAGUGGAUGGUGGGUGAGGGGGCACUGAACGAGUUUGCCUUUUCUCCUGACGGGAAGUUCUUGGCCUGCGUUAGUCAGGACGGCUUCCUUCGCGUGUUUAACUUUGAUGCCGUGGAGUUGCACGGGACCAUGAAAAGCUACUUUGGGGGGCUGCUUUGUGUCUGUUGGAGCCCCGAUGGGAAGUACAUUGUUGCGGGCGGGGAGGACGAUCUAGUGACUGUGUGGUCUUUCGUGGACUGUCGAGUUAUAGCGCGAGGCCACGGUCACAAAUCGUGGGUAAGCGUGGUGGCUUUCGAUCACUACACCACGAGCGUGGAGGAGAGCGACCCCAUGGAGUUCAGCGGGAGCGACGAGGACUUCCAGGACCAGAUCCACUUCGGACGCGACCGGGCCAACAGCACGCAGUCUCGUCUCUCCAAGCGCAACUCUACGGACAGCCGGCCGGUCAGCGUCACGUACCGCUUCGGCUCGGUGGGUCAGGACACUCAGCUGUGCCUGUGGGACCUCACAGAGGACAUCCUGUUCCCUCACCUCCCCUUGUCUCGAACCAGGACCCACACCAACGUCAUGAACGCUACCAGUCCCCCGGCCACGGGAAGCGGAGGAAGCGGGAGCAGCACCGUCGUCACGACAACGACAACGACGACGACAAAUAAUCCCAGCACGAACGGCAGCAACAACAGCGGCACCAACACGCCGGGGAACUCGCUGCCCACGCCGCUGCCGCGCUCCAACAGCCUACCGCACUCAGCGGCCGCAACCACCGGCAACAGCAGCAAAAGCAGCGUGAUGGACAACGCCAUCGCUUCUGGCGUCAGCAAGUUCGCCACGCUCUCGCUGCACGACCGUAAAGAACGCCACCACGAAAAGGACCACAAGCGCAACCACAGCAUGGGCCACAUCAGCAGCAAGAGCAGCGACAAGCUCAACCUGCUCACCAAAACCAAAACGGACCCAGCCAAGACGCUGGGCACUCUGCUGUGCCCACGCAUGGAGGAUGUACCCCUGCUUGAGCCACUCAUCUGCAAAAAGAUAGCACACGAGAGACUCACUGUUCUCAUCUUUCUAGAGGACUGUAUAGUCACCGCUUGUCAGGAGGGAUUUAUUUGCACAUGGGCGAGGCCUGGCAAAGUGGGUUUAUUGUCAUCCCAAAACCAAGCCAGCUCUCCCAGUGGAACAGUAGUAUAGCCACAAUAUUUCUGCUGCUAAGAACCCUGCAUCACGCCGCUGUCACAUAGAGAGCCCUGUGCUGCUCUUCACUUCAUCUUCACUUCAUCGUUUAUUUGUUUAUUUGCCAGCCCCUCCCCCUUUCAUUUCUUAAAUUCAAUUGUUAUUGGUUGCCUCACAUGGUCUGCUUGCAUGGUAGACUUGCUAAUACUGUGCACAAAUGGAAAUGGUGUGGUGCAAUGAUAAACUUUUUUUUUUUUUUUUUUUUUAAGGAAGAAAUGUAUUUAUUUUUUUUUCUUUACACACAUUUCACAGUUUUUCUUUCCUGAAGUGAGAAAAUAAGCGUCAAACCGAUCAGCCUUUGACCUUAGUAAACUGAUGAAGGGGGGGUGGGUUGGGCAAGAGGUUGAAAUCAGGGGCAGAGAGAAUCCAAGGACUUGCUUCCAUCCAAAUUCCUUUUUCCUAAGAUUUUUGUUUUCUCCUUCACAUGGAAUAGAUUCUCCCCCAUUAAGAACUUUGCACUGAUUUUAUUUUGGUUGUCUAUUUUGUAACAAACUACUCUCUAGGAUAAAAAAAAAGACAAAAAAGAAGAAAGGUUUGGGGAUGGCCUUGAUGCACUCGGCUUUAAUAUCCUCUGUCUUGAAAUUUGAAUCUGAAAAAGCUGGAUGCUGCAAUCAUAGUUUUUUUUGUUUUUUCUUUUUUUUUUGAAAGAAAAUUUGUUUGCACUUAAUAGUUUAUUAGAAGAGAAUGGCUUUACAUUGUGUGUGCAAGGACUCACAGACUGAUUUAAGGUGGAGAAAUACGAAAUGAUAAAAAAAAACUUUGUAUCUAUUGAGCAUUUAUUUUAAUAUUGUUUCAGAUUAAAAUCUGCUUUGUAUUAUAUGUAUAAUAUUGUAAUUCAGUGAUUAAUGGGGCAAAAGCAAAUGAUCAGUACUACUCUAGUGGACGUUUUGUCAUCAUUAAAGAAAAUAGUGAUUUCUAAAGCAGAAAAAUAUACAUAUUAAUAAUAUUAAAAAAAUCUUGAAUAUGCAGGCUUCUGUUUAUUUUUUUUCCUUUUGUCUUGUAUAAAAUUCAUCCAGAUGUAUUUUGAUAGAGGAGAUUUAUGUAUGAAAUGGCUUACGUUUUGAGCCCCAGUGCUUAAUGUUAUGAAUUUUAAAAAUGCAAUGUUGCAGCAAAACUCGGGAACUCGUGACGUAUGAAGCUCAGGAAGUCAGACUAGAACACACGUCUCUCACAAGCUACCAAUUUAUAUUUAGCUAAUCUACAGCAAUGCUAUCCUGUGGAACAAUACUAAAGUCCUAUCCGGACGGGAUUAGCUUCUCAGGGGGACGUCUGUGAAAAAUAUUUCACACUUCUACUUCUACUAAAACUCUCUUGAAAAAACAGGAGGACCAGCGAGUUUUUUUUUUUUUUUUUUUGCUUUCUCGGUCACGUGACAUCAUGUUCAGUAGCUCCUCCACACGCGCCCAAAGUGUAAUUACAGUGUGCGGCAGUGGACAAAUAGCUAUUUUAUUAAAUGCGAGGUGAAGAAACUAAAAAGAUGUGAAUCUGGACGUGAAUAAAAUUACCGGAGGACCACGGAGUUCAGUGAAAAAAGUAGAUAAUUCAGCCUGUGAUUUUCUUAGAGGACGUCUGAGAAAAACACAGACAUGGUCGAUCCGGACGAGAAUAAAAUUACAGAGGACCCCCCCCCCCCCCCCCAUAAAAGAGAAAAUUACCCCAUGACCCCCUGAGAAACGAAUCCCGUCUGGAUAUGGCUCAAGUUGCACUCACUAAGAACAAAUGCAGGAGGUUUAAAGUUGGACUUUACCAUGUGACCCCAAUUAACUCCUCAAUAUGUACCUUUUUUUUUGUGACUAUCGAUCAUUGUUAAUAUAACAUUCAGCAAAUCAGCAGUAACCAGGGAAGAAGAUGAAGAUGCUACCAUGGUCAUAUUUUAUCUCAUUAACAUUUUACAGUUCGCAUUUUGUUUAUUAAAAAAAGAGAAACAGGGA
Astyanax mexicanus (Mexican tetra) is the source of this 3828-nucleotide messenger RNA. RefSeq names its product WD repeat domain 20a (gene wdr20a). The coding region runs from base 11 to 1855 and encodes 614 amino acids. Gene Ontology annotation, molecular function: protein binding. Lineage: Eukaryota; Metazoa; Chordata; Actinopteri; Characiformes; Acestrorhamphidae. The transcript has 4 exons. The record is from RefSeq and is a predicted model, not a curated record.